Messenger RNA from Eutrema salsugineum, 1009 nucleotides. RefSeq lists its product as uncharacterized. Gene Ontology annotation, cellular component: chloroplast thylakoid membrane. The record is from RefSeq and is a predicted model, not a curated record. The transcript is spliced from 2 exons. The coding region runs from base 126 to 758 and encodes 210 amino acids. Lineage: Eukaryota; Viridiplantae; Streptophyta; Magnoliopsida; Brassicales; Brassicaceae.
AGUGGAUGAAGAGAACGUAAUCUUGGAUACGCUGCUUAGCUUCACUGCCACAAACGCAAAGCUUUCUCUCCCUCUUCGUCUUCUUCCAUAUGCAUCGCUCUUAAAAAACCGUUUAUCUAUUCACAAUGGCCGUCGCUCUCAACGCCGGCUUCAGUUCUCCGCUUCAUAACAGAUCCAAUAAGGUUCGUAGUUUCACAACUCAAGCUACACCGUUAAAGCCUUCGCCUUUCGCGUUCCACAUUUCUCUAAAUGGUUCAACAAGUUUGUUACUUUCAAGCAAAAGAAGAUUGGUGUUAUCUUGUUUGGAGACAAACGAUAAUUCAAUCACAUCAACAUCGGUCGAUACUUCCUCUUCGGAUUCAAAUAAACCAGCAAGUGAAUCCGUCGAGUCAGGCAACAAUGGUUCUGCGAAAAGAGCACCAUUGACAGCAAGAGAGAGACUAAGAGCGGCUCGUGUGCUUAGCCGAUACACAGAAGCAACACCGAAACCAUCAAAACCCAAAAUGGGGAGCCAGAUUCUUGAGGUGCUCAAGGAAAGUGAUAAGAAAUCAAAUAGGAAACCGGGUCUACCGGAAGCACCAACCAACAUGCUUGAUGAUAGCAGGAGAGGUAUGCCAAAGAAAGGCCUUACAUUUGAUCUCCCUGGAAGCGCAGAUAUACUCGUCAUCGCUUUUUCCUUUGUCUUCAUAAGCACUGUGAUGUUUGCUACUACUUUUGUUGUCUGGAAACUCGGUGCCAUUCACUUCAACGAAAACUAAAUAUAAGAAGAUGUUGGACAAAGCCUAAUGGAUUUUCCAGAGUAGGAAAACUAUCAAAGCAGAAGAGUGAGAGUUGUAGUUGAAAUGCAUACUUGGGGAAGCUGAUCACUUGGCAAAGCUGGUUUGAGUGUAUACUGUCUAGUAGUACACAAUUUUGCUAUUACAUCUCUUCAUGCUUUAUUCUCAAGUUAUAGCAUUUACAUUGUAGUUUCUUUUUAUAAAACAGAUGUGGAAAUAGAUUGAUUAUACCC